Messenger RNA from Pygocentrus nattereri (red-bellied piranha), 7108 nucleotides. It is a transcript of the gene adgra2, whose product is annotated as adhesion G protein-coupled receptor A2. Gene Ontology annotation, biological process: G protein-coupled receptor signaling pathway; sprouting angiogenesis; central nervous system development. The transcript has 19 exons. The coding region runs from base 522 to 4646 and encodes 1374 amino acids. NCBI's taxonomy places the organism in Eukaryota, Metazoa, Chordata, Actinopteri, Characiformes, Serrasalmidae. Gene Ontology annotation, cellular component: plasma membrane; Wnt signalosome. Gene Ontology annotation, molecular function: protein binding; G protein-coupled receptor activity. The record is from RefSeq and is a predicted model, not a curated record.
AAGGAGCGCUGCUGUUGGGAGCGAGGAGCGCGGAGCCUCAGCGGAGCCUCAGAGGAGCAGGGGUUUAAUAACGGGGCUGGAGCCGGGGGACGCGGCACGAGCUCCCGCUACAGCUGCGGCCCGCGGGCGAGAGCGCCGGACCCGUCUCUCCGCAGAAACUUCACUCAGAAGUUUUAGACCGGACUGGAGCAGCGAGCAGCGGACGGUCAGUCACGGGGAGGAAACCGGACAGCAACGCGCUUUCCCCAGGACUUUUACCGUAUGACCCGACCUCCCGAGCGCGGGGCGGUGGACGUGGACGUUUCCCCGGGAGGACAGUGAUGGAGAGGCGCUCGAGCUGAAGCCCAAAAGAUUGUGAAACUCCCCGAGCCGGAAAAAAGGAGUGACCCUGUGGAAGCUCGCGCUGUUUGUCAGGCUCGAGCGGAGCGGCAGCUUCGUUCCGUUGCGUCACUAGCAGCAGUUUUCUGCUCGCGCUGAUGACAUGGGGUGAUGUGACCGUCUGGCUGGGCUAAAGGUUUGUGAUGCCGUCCCGGGCCCGCGUGCUCCUCGCGCUGCUCCUCGCGCUCGCGCUCGCGCCCGCGCCGCUGGCCCGCGCGUGCCAGGAUCUGUCCGCCCUCGGCUGCAGCUGCACGGAGGAGCGCGCGAAGGGCUCCGGGAGCCGCAAGAGAGUGAGCUGCGCGGGCAGGGAGCUCGUAGAUCCGCCCGGAGCGCACGCGCUGCCCAACAAGACCGCGAGCCUGAACCUCAGCAACAACCGAAUCCGUAUUCUGAAAAAUGGCUCCUUUGCCGGCUUGUACUCCCUGGAUAAACUGGACCUCAGGAAUAACUUGAUUAGCACCAUAAUGCCUGGAGCCUUCCAGAGUCUGACAGCGCUGCGGAAACUUGACCUGUCCAACAACCGGAUUGGCUGCCUGACUCCAGAGAUGUUCCAGGGACUUACCAACCUCACCAAACUUAACAUCUCGGGCAACGUCUUCUCCUCACUGGAGCCCAACAUCUUCCAGGAGCUUCCCUCUUUAAAGCUGGUGAACUUUGACUCAGAGUUAUUGUCCUGCGAUUGCGGCCUGCAAUGGGUGCCGGGAUUCUUUCGCACCAGCUCGGCCCGGCUUGGAGAUGAGACCUACUGCUCGUAUCCAAGAAGGCUCCAGAACAGGCAGCUCCGAGAACUACAUGAGUCUGACCUGAGCUGUGAUGGCCCUUUGGAGCUGCACACUCUGUCUUUAUUGCCCUCACUGCGUCAAGUCGUGUUUAAAGGAGACAGGCUGCCUUUCCACUGUACUGCCGCGUUAGCGGACAAGAUCACCACAUUGCACUGGCUUCACAAAGGCCAACAAGUCAUUAAUGACCCAGAGAAUGGAGUUUACCUAGAGGAUAGUGUGCUACAUGACUGCACCUUCAUCACCAGCGAGUUGAUUCUGUCGAACAUGAAUGUUGAGGCCAGCGGCGAGUGGGAGUGUGUGGUGUCCACGGGUCGAGGAAACACCUCACGUAGCGUGGAGAUUGUGGUUCUGGAGAACAGCGCUACCUUCUGCCCUGAACAGAGAGUGACCAAUAACAGAGGAGAGUUCAGAUGGCCGAGAACUCUGGCGGGAAUUACUUCAUAUCAGUACUGCCUGCAGCUGCAUUACCCAUCCAUGACUGUAGGAGGCAGUGUGGAACAGAAAAGGGCAUCUCGCUACUGUGACCGCUCGGGACGCUGGGAGGAAGGAGACUACUCUCAGUGCCUCUACACCAAUGACAUCACCAAUGUUCUCCAUACUUUCAUACUGAUGCCCAUCAAUGCCACCAAUGCUGUGACAUUAGCACAUCAGGUGAGGUCAUACACGUUGGAGGCAGCAAGCUUCAAAGACACUGUGGAUGUUCUCUAUGUGGCCCAGAUGGUGCAGAAAUUCAUGGACUAUGUCAAACAGCUACGUGAGCUGUCAGAAGUGCUGGUAGAGAUGGGCAGUAACCUGAUGCAGGUUGAUGAUCAGAUCUUGUCCCGGGCUCAGAGGGAAGAGAGAGCCUGUAGCUCCAUCGUUCACUCUCUGGAGACCCUGGCCUGGCCACAGCUCCACCCCAAUGCCCAGGACCUCUCCAUGAUAUCUCGGAACAUUGUGAUGGAAGCUCAUUUGAUACGUCCUGCUCAGUUCACCGGCAUGAGCUGCACUGCCUAUCAAAGACGUGAAAGCUCUGGAGCCAGUUCUGGCUUGGACACAACAGACUCCAUCCAUGAGCAGCAGUUGCGCUUCCGUUGUACCACAGGAACCCACAACGCUUCGCUAAAUGCUUUCCCUUUAAAGAAUGCCAUAGCACUUGCUUCAGUCUCUCUACCUUCAUCCCUCUUUCCUCCAACUGCUCCCAUGGACUGUAAACUGCAGUUUGUGGCUUUUCGCACCGGGCGAUUCUUCCCUUUUGUGGGAAACUCCAGCAGCCUGUCAGACCACGCUCGAAGACGCAGUGUCAACACGCCUGUCAUCUAUGUAGGCCUUGAUGGAUGCACCAUGUGGAACCAGUCAGCUCCCAUCAUCGUGUCGCUGCGGCACAUGUCACCUGGCAGUGACCCCGUGGCUGCCCAUUGGAGUCUUCAGGCGCUCAAGCAUCAUGGGAGUUGGAGUUCAGAUGGCUGCCAGUUAGCUCACAGUGACUCAAGCAUUUCUACUUUACGCUGCUCUGUGCUCAGCAACUACGCUGUGCUUCAGGAGAUACCCGAUUUCCCAGGUUUGUCUCCUGCUCCAGUGGAAGUGCUCCACCCAGUGGUUUACACCUGCACUGCAGUUCUCCUCCUCUGCCUCUUCACCAUCAUCUUCACAUACAUACUGCAUCACAGUUCAGUCAGAAUUAGUAGGAAAAGUUGGCACACCCUCCUCAACACCUGUUUCCACAUUGCCAUGAUGACCGCAGUGUUUGCUGGGGGCAUCACUCUAACCAGCUACCCCAUCGUGUGCCAGGCAGUGGGGAUUGUCCUGCAUUAUUCUUCUCUGUCCACCCUGUUGUGGAUUGGUGUUAGCGCACGUGUACUCUAUAAGGAGGCCUUAUUGCGGACACCGAGACAACCAGAGGGAGAGGCUGUUGUGCUGCCCACCCAGCGGCCCAUGCUCAGGUUUUAUUUAAUAGCUGGGGGCGUUCCCCUCAUCAUAUGCGGGAUCACUGCAGCUGUGAACAUCAACAACUAUGGAGACAACAUUCCUUACUGCUGGUUGGUAUGGCAACCUAGUAUUGGUGCAUUCUACGUUCCGGCUGGCCUGGUGAUCUUGGUGACCUGGAUCUACUUCCUGUGUACCGUGGCCCGCUUGAGGUACCGCAACUCCCAGAGGGCUAAAGACCCUCCGUGUUCUGCCUCUGGCUCCACCCCCUUGCCCGAGGGACAACCAGCUCUUAGUGGCAGCACCAGCUUGCUUUCGACUGACUCUGUGGUUGGCCCAAUGCAUGCUGGGAUUACAGUGGAGGACCAGUACUCGCUGAAGGCACAGUUCUUGGCGCUUGUGGCGACUCAGUUUGUGUUUUUGCUUCUAUGGUGCUGCGGAGCAAUGACAAUGUGGUACACAGACAGAGAGAGGAAACUUUUCAGCUGUUUGUAUGGGGGAACAGCCACUGGGUUGGGAAUCUUCUUGGUGCUCCAUCACUGUUUCAAGCGCUUAGACGUCCAAGCAGCCUGGCUAGGGUGUUGCCCAGGGUAUCAUCGCUCCCAGCCCAUUCCCGCCUACAGCCACCCUUGUACCACCACUGCUGGGGUCCAAAGCACCUCAGACAGGGGUUCACAGCUUUUUGUGGGAUGCCAUCCUCUGGCAGAGCCCAACAACUACUCUUCUUCUGCCAGGUCAUCCUCUACUCCCAGCGGCACAAGCAGCAUUGGCACUGGACCCUGUAAGCUCACCAACCUCUUGCAGGUGACACAAGACAACGCUAACAACACUACCCGUGCUUUGGCAGGCACCAACACCAACACUAGCACAAGCACGGAGAACACCAAUAGCAAGCCUGCUAACAACCUGCUACCCAGUAUAAGCACCACACUGCCUGCUCAGCAGCCACAACGGCGGAAGACAAGCAGUAGAACUAAGGCAGGAAGUACCCAGUACCACCACCGGGGGGAGGGAAGGGGACACUAUCGGCUCAAGGCACUACGGGGAGCUGGGGGUGGGGGCAGCGUGGGCGCCCUGGGUCCACCUGGGAUGGACCAGGUCAGCAUCCAUCACCUUCACAGACACGCUUCCAGUGAAAACGGAAGCCUCCGGAACAGUCAUUCGGAGAGCCAGAAUGGACCGCUGACCAAUGGGAGGCACCGUGGAGAGGGACUAGCGACAAGCCCUUCGGAAGGAAGUGAUGGCGGCAGCAGUGGAAGUAGGAAGCCCUUUCCGCUGCUGCCGUCAGUGGCAAGUCGGGUCGCUGUGCAGCAGAACGUGCAGAGGCGCAGUGCUAGCAGGGACAACCUCAAACUGGCCGCUGCGGCUGACAGAGACUCUAAGCGGAGCUCAUUCCCACUGAACAUUGCCACAACAGCAGUGACCGGGACAGUCACCGGGACAACCUUGUCAACAACAGCUGCCGCACCAAACGGAACACUAAAAGGAUCUGUGAUUGAAUUGGACACGAGUGGAACUGACCAAUCGCAUGGGUCAGUCGGGAUGAGGAGCGGGAUCUGGAAGAGUGAGACGACAGUGUGAUGCUAGAAAGCAGCUAGGGUUCUGUGUUUUUAGGGAAGUACCCCUCGUGCGAUGGGAGCCAAAAGCCUCAGUUGCGUUUGUCACCAGUGAAACCUCUUACUUCCUCUCUGAUUAGCCUCCUGUCCUUUUUAUUUUCAUAAAUGCUCAGUAGCUUUGAACAAUCUGCACCUUCCUGAAAUGCACCAGACGGUUCAGCAGAUAACUAAGUGAAGUUGAGGCUUGAGAAGGGGACCUGUCCUGUUCAGUCCCAGAUGUGGGAAAACUGAUAAAUGUGCUUGGCGUUCUUCGUUCUUUUGAAGUGAAGGGAUGUAUAUGCAAAAGCUGACCCCUCCAAAAUAUGUUUUGUCAAGAAAUGUGCAAGUAUUGUUUGUGAUUGUGUCUGUCUUAUUACAGUAUUAUCUAAAAUGGGUUUAAAGCUAUAGAAGGUGUUGCAGUACCGUAAGGUAUCUUUAAGCUCAAAUUUAUCCAUUUUUGAUCUUUGUUUCUAUGCAUACCAAUGGAGAUAGAUCUUGAGCUGCAUUCCAAGUUCAUUUUCAGAGAGCUGUUUGUGUUUUGCUUCUACACCCUUUUUCUACUUAAUGUGCUUGUCUUGCUUUUGUGAGUUAUUUGGUGACUGUGUGAGAGAUGUAUGAUGUCUGAAUGUAUGUAUGUGUGCAUGUAUGAAUGUAUGGAUGUGUCAAUUGACCAUUACAGUAUUUAUAUCCAAUCGCUCUCUAGCACUGAAAAGUACCUCUUGGCCUUCUCUAGUCAUACCAACAUUGAUGCUGAAAAGGAGGACUCGUUGCAAAUUACCUCCCUCUCCACAAUUUUCCAUGGCACUGGGAAUGUCGGUCUUUUUCUGCUGAUAACGGUCUGUUCUAAAGCAGGAAGUAACCCAUUCUGUUCCAUCACUGUCCCCCUUUUGGUGUAGGCCAAGACUGUAAUCAAAAACAUGGGUCUAUACUGCCCUCUGGUGGACCAAUUUUGCCAUUUAUCCAUUCUAUAAGAUCCAUCAUAUCCGCUAGAGUUUGGACGUAAGAAACUGUGACCAUAUUACAACAGCCAAAAAUCAGAGAUGCUGUUGUUGCUUUAUUGAAAACGUUGUGUGGAUAAGUAUAAUUUGUACUAUUUUAAUCAUGUAUAACAUGGUUUUCCCCAUAGCACUUGGAUAUUACCCCCGCACCAUCAUGGUGGCCCAAAUGAAGACAAAGAAUGAACCUUUUUAUAUAUAUAAUAUUCAUGUCAGUAUUAGCAGAUUCAGGGUUUUUUUUUUGUUUCAGGCAUAUUAUUGCUUUGUAAUUUAUACACUAUCACCAUUGUUAAACUGAAGUUUUGUUCACUGUUAACUUUUCCACACAGGUGUUCCCAAACGUCAUUCAAAGUACUGUUUGGAAGGAGCUCUUUGAAGUCUCUAGUGAUAAUGGGACAGUUUACCUGAAAAUAUUACAUCUAGCUUAGACUGAAAAAAGGUUUUCAUUGCGGAGUGUUGUAUGGUAGUCAUUUAGACUUACUUGGUGUGAAGAAAACUUUUAAUGAGGUUCCUCAGCUUUUUCUUAUAUGAGUACCCCAGUCUCAAGGGGGGAAAACAGUGUUAGGCACAAGACAAUCAUUUCAUUCACAGGUCCUGCACUACGCUAACAGUCAGCCUGUUGUUAUUUAUGGUGCCAUAUGCAAUGUCGACUUUCAGCAGUGUAAUUGCAAUAUCAAGCUUUGUUCAUGCUUCACAUCGUCAGUCUGCCCUAGAUUAGUUUAGUUACUGCCUGCUUUUCUUUAACACGUAUGUUCAGGGAUUUUUAUGCCAAAGAAGCUUUGUGUUUAACACCUACUUCAUGUCACCAUAUUUCCAAGUAAGAUUCUUUCCUCUUUCUCUGUCCUUACACAUCAGAAAUCUCCCUACGAUGUCAAAAAUUAAGCAAAAUUCAAAAACACACUAGAAGACCCAGAAUUUGGGAAAGCAAUAUUUAUUGACACAUGGCAUGUUUGGCAAACAGAGCCAUGUGCUUGUUAUAGUGUAGUUAUGGUUCCAGUCGGUUGUCUUGGUGAAAUGACCUGACUGUGUGAGAGGGUGGAGGAUUCUUUUAAAAGCAGAAAUGCGUCUUCUUGCUCACUGUGAUCAGACAGUCAUCGUUCCCGUUCGCAACACCACAUGACUGCAGUGAGUUACAAGGAUUCAUUCAAAAAAGUUCAAUGUGGUGUUUAAAAGUGCCGCGGUUUCACAAGCCAUAAUGAUUAUUCCAUUAACAGUUCUGAAUUUUCGGUCAGUACAAAUUCAGUAGGUUCUUUAACUAACAGACUCUCUACUCUCUCUGCUGUCAUCUCAAAGUUUUAAAAAGGGAGAUUUCAAAAGUUUCAUGUGUAUUUAUGUGUCACGUCGCAUUGAUGGAAAUUAAAACUUUUUUUUUUUCAGUUUCAGUAAUAUAUUUGCUGUUAAGUUUGUGCCUUAUCAAAAAAUCUGAUGCAAAGUAAAGAAAAUAAAAUAAUUA